CCUUCUUGCUUUUUCAAACUUCAUGAAAUGGGCUGCAUAGAGUCAAGCACCCGGAGUACAUCUGACUGGAGAUUGUGUGGCAUUGCCGUCUCCCUCUUGCCACAGGCCUCUUCGUGUUUGCCCGUGCAGCUUACCUCGCCUGUUUGUGGGCACCGUGGUGUCACCGUAGCAUUUUACGAAAGAUCAUCGCAUUUACCCCACUCCAAAACCGAGCCGAGCUGGGUGGCACGCCGAGUUGAAUGCUUGGGGAGCCACUCACUCUCUUCUUGAACCAUGACAUCCCAUAAUCGAGCUCUGUAGUAGCCUGUGAAGGAUUUAACAAUUCUUGAGAGAUGACUCCAUCCGGUAGAACCUGGUCAGAGUUGAGCCGUUCAUGCCAGCCCAGCGGUCUAAGCGUAGAUGAGAUAACCUUGUUCAGACCUCACCGAUUCCGAUGCCCUGGGGUUGUCAGUGACCAGUUAAUACGACUUCUUAAGACCGCAAAUCUAAACUCCCUGACAUCUCCGUUUCCUUACCUCCUAACAUCUUCAGUGACGUCAGCAUUCAGAGCUGUUCCGCGAACCGUUUGCUGUGCGUUUCUCGCAAUGGAGACAACAUCUCACUGGGUCAAUAAUCCUUCAGUAUCUUUUGCUUGCGCCUCCAGUUAUCAGAUGUGCUGCAUUUCUCCCCUUGCUUUUUUGGCU
Colletotrichum navitas is the source of this 683-nucleotide messenger RNA. RefSeq lists its product as uncharacterized. Bases 28 to 270 code for a protein of 80 amino acids. The transcript has a single exon. The record is from RefSeq and is a predicted model, not a curated record. NCBI's taxonomy places the organism in Eukaryota, Fungi, Ascomycota, Sordariomycetes, Glomerellales, Glomerellaceae.